This is a messenger RNA of Propithecus coquereli (Coquerel's sifaka), 933 nucleotides long. RefSeq names its product olfactory receptor 52D1-like. The transcript has a single exon. Bases 1 to 933 code for a protein of 310 amino acids. Gene Ontology annotation, molecular function: G protein-coupled receptor activity; olfactory receptor activity. Gene Ontology annotation, cellular component: membrane. The record is from RefSeq and is a predicted model, not a curated record. NCBI's taxonomy places the organism in Eukaryota, Metazoa, Chordata, Mammalia, Primates, Indriidae. Gene Ontology annotation, biological process: G protein-coupled receptor signaling pathway.
AUGUCAUUGUCAAAUAAUACCAAUUUUCAUCCCAGCACCUUUCUUCUCUUUGGCAUUCCAGGAAUGGAAGCCAUCCACACCUGGAUAUCAAUACCCUUCUGCUUGGUUUACCUGAGUGCUCUCCUGGGAAAUUUCUCUAUUCUGUUUAUUAUCAGAACAGAUCCCAACCUACAUGAGCCCAUGUACUUCUUCCUCUGCAUGCUCUCUAUGGCUGACUUGAUCAUCUCUACCACUGCUAUGCCUAAAAUCCUCAGCAUUUUUUGGUUCCAGGGCAGGAAGAUCUAUUUUGAAGCCUGCCUCAUACAAGUGUUUCUCAUUCACUCACUAUGCAGCAUGGCCUCAGGGUUCAUCUUGGCCAUGGCCUUUGACCGCUAUGUGGCAAUCUGCAAUCCUCUGAGACAUUCCAAUAUCCUGACACACAGAGUCAUCAAGAACUUGGCGCUAGCGAUUGUUUUCCGUGGGGCUUUGCUUUUUAGUCCUCAGCCAUUCAUGCUUCGGUGGCUUCCCUACUGCAAAACUAACAUCAUCCCUCACACUUACUGUGAAUUUAUGGCUCUGAUCAAGCUUGCAUGUGCAGAGACCAGGAUCUGCAGGAUAUACAGCCUAACAGCUGCCUUCCUCACUGGGGGUUUGGAUUUCAUACUAAUCAUAUGCUCCUAUGUUGUCAUCCUUUAUACUGUCUUCCACCUUCCAUCCAAGGCUGCUCGGGUCAAGACCUUGGGCACCUGUGGAUCCCACGUGUGUGUGAUCUUAGUGGCCUAUACUCCAGCCUUUUUCUCCUUCCUUACUCACAGGUUUGGACACAAUGUGGCUCCUCACAUUCACAUCUUUGUGGCUAACAUAUAUGUCCUUGUUCCACCCAUGGCAAACCCAAUGAUCUAUGGCAUAAAAACCAAGAGAAUCAGAGAACGGUUUCUCCAAAUUUUGACUUAA